This is a messenger RNA of Osmia bicornis bicornis, 2522 nucleotides long. RefSeq names its product beta-1,4-glucuronyltransferase 1-like. The transcript has 6 exons. The record is from RefSeq and is a predicted model, not a curated record. The coding region runs from base 996 to 2342 and encodes 448 amino acids. Lineage: Eukaryota; Metazoa; Arthropoda; Insecta; Hymenoptera; Megachilidae.
AACUUUUGCCGCACGAUUAUUUAAGAACCCGUGUCUGUACGAUCUAAAAUCAGUAUUCACACUGUCCGUGCAAACGGGGACAAACAAGCACAGACACGUACCAGCACAGACAAAAUAUUUCACGUAAGAAUAUCGUCGUAUUGGUACGGGGCGUGUCUGUUGUCUGUGUCGUCGUCGUCUGUGCAGCUACGUUACGUUAAAUAUGGAGCUUCUGUUAUUAGAUAACGUUGCGAGGAAUAAAUGUCAUGUCUGCUACGCUACGCGUCUGACACGUUCAAUGUCUGUAAAUGUAAACCAGAAAUGGCCAAGUUCCUUUCGGGCUUCCCUCUCACCCGUCUCCCCUCAUGGAUUAUAUUCUGCGUACGUCAAGCUUGUUGGCAAUUGUCGAUAAGUACUAUUUCUUAAAAAACAGCCACGUGACGAUCAACAUGAUUCAUAGAAAUGUAAAAGCUUAAUGACGUUAGAAGAAACAGAAUACGCGAUAGGACCGACCAGGUGUAUACUGCAACUGUUCGUAUAAUUUAGGAACUACUGACCCCAGUAGAAAUGGAGAUUGACUGGUUGCAUGUUACAACGAAAGGUGUUGCAGAGUAAUCUAUUUCCCAUCGGUGUAGUAAAAUUAGAACGCAACCUUCCGAUCAAUCGCGUACAUUUUAAAUGUAUUUCAUUGUGAAUCGAAACUCUUACUUUCUUCGAUCAAACAUACUGUUAUUGAUCCCACAUAGAUAUUAGGUAUAAAUAUUGAUGAAAAUAAGAUGAAACAUACAUCAACUCUCGAAAGAGUUCAACUUAUAACUUGUAUAAAAUUAGAUGAAAGUUUAACACGCCUGCGCCACAUCGAUCCGCAGCUGGAGGGUUUCUCUCUUCCGGCUGUAACGACACCGCAGAAACCUAAGUUCAAUGAAUUGAGCUUGUUUGUAAUAUGGAAAAGCGUUUUCUUGGCUACGAUCAUCGGUGCGGAUUGAAGAAAGGUACCUUGUAUAGACAAGAGAAGGAUGCGUUGUUCUGGUCGAAAGUUGCUGAUCUGGUCGAGCCUAACAUUCCUUCUGAUUUUCGUUGGCCGUCUAUUGGUCAAUCGCGUAUUUUACUUACCUAUUUUGAUGAUCGGUAACGACGAAAUUUUAAUAUCGAACAGUCAUCCGAAUUCUGAACGCGAUACACGGUAUGGAAGACCGACGUUCGUAGCAGGGACAUAUAUGGCGGGUCAACGACCUAGGAACGAUAGUUAUUGUAGAUGGUACCACGGUCUACCACGUGUUCUUUCGUAUCCGGGAUUCGCAGUCAUCCGGAGGCCGGAAAUCGGUGAGAAGAGCCCCUACAGAAUCCUACCAUUUGUAUUACGCGGAACCGAGGAGAGAAAGAAAUUGCCCGAGGUGACCCUUUGUACUCACGCCACCGCUGAUCAGGUUUAUGGAAUCGUCGAGUUGGCCAGGAGAUGGGAGGGACCAUUAAGUUUGGCAAUUUUCACACCUGGUCUCGACGCUGGUAUCGCCAUUACUCUCCUAGAUCGGGCCUGUCGAUGUGAACCCGAAAUGUACAAGGUCUCCAUUCAUUUGGUAUUUCCGGCGGACAGUCCACCUCUUUUGAGAGAAACUGCUCGAAAUCACGGUGAUUGUGCCGCGUCUGAUCUCCAGAAAGGCGAAAGAGAAACGGAAAGAAACCAAAAACGCAUGACCUAUCCCAUUAAUGUGGCCAGAAAUGUGGCUAGAAUACAAGCAAAUACUACUCGUGUUCUAGUAUCAGAUAUUGAAUUGCUUCCUAGUGAGAAAUUAGCUUCUGGUUUCAUGAAACUCGUCCGUAGAAGAGUACCAAAAACUGGCAUCGUUUUUGUAGUACCUGUUUUUGAGAUAGAAUCUAAUCAGAAGCCACCUUCAACAAAAAAGGAAUUGCUUUUAGCAAUAGAAGCUGGUAGAGCAGUAUAUUUUCAUAGGUUUCUUUGUUCACAUUGCCAAAAGUUUCCUGGUCUCACCAGGUGGUUACUCAGACCUGACCCAGGCAAAGUUAGACCACUUAUCGUUACAAAAAGAGAAUAUCCGCAUAAUAGAUGGGAACCUGUUUUUAUUGGAACACGUAAUGAUCCACUUUACAUGGAAGAAAUGUCUUGGGAAGGCAGACAAGAUAAAAUGACUCAGAUGUUUGAGAUGUGUCUUCUAAACUAUCGAUUAGUUAUACUUGAUGGUGCCUUUUUAGUCCAUACACCAGGUAUUAAACGAAAAACAAAAAGAAUUAAUAUGGCAAAACGAGAAUUUUUGAGAGUUCAAGAAAGAAAAAAUGCUGCAAUAUAUCAACGAGUAAUUAAAAACUUGUUAAAACAAUAUUCUAUUAAUCAUAAGUGUUCGUAAUAUUUAUUACCUAUAAAAGGCAGUACCUAAACAACUGUCUUUAAUAUAUAAUAAAAGAAAUAUAAUAAUUGAACUAUAAUAUUAUGAUUGGCAUUUUGUAUGUAUUUAUGUAUGUGUGUAUGUGCAUCAUAUUUAAUAUUUCACUUUAAUUUAGUAUAAAGAUCUUAAAUAUACCUCAAU